UUCCCGGAGAGAAAAAUUGCAUUAAGGGUUUCCAACAUCUCUCUCUACUUUCUUGUACCGAUCGUUGUUUUUUCAAAGGGAAGAUGCAAGGAGGAGGUGGUAGAGACCCUUUCAACUUUGGUGGUCCUUUUGGUGGCUCCUUUGGUGGUCCUCGGAGUCUCAUGUCUAGUUUUUUUGGAGGAAGGGAUCCGUUUGAUGACCCAUUUUUCACUCAGCCUUUUGGUGGAGGCAUGUUUCAGUCCAACUUCUUUGGUCCUACCAUGGACCCUUUUUCAGCAAUGCGUCCUCCAUCGGGUUUCAUAGAGAACCAUUAUCAACCACCAGAAUUGAGAAGGUCUCAUGGACCGAUUAUUGAAGAGAUUGAAUCAGAUGAAGGAGAAGGAGACAAAGAGAAGAAAGUAAGACUAGGGAAACAUGGCAGGUCUAGCAGUGAGGUGGAAACUGAGGAGGCUAGAGCUCUAGAGAGAAGGAACAGAAGAAUGCAAAACAUGAAUGUGAAUGGACAAUGGCAACCACAGGCUCGUAGUUAUAGUUUCCAGAGCUCCACUGUUACAUACGGUGGUCGUGACGGGAACUACUAUACUUCAUCCAAGACCACAAGGACAGGAAGUGAUGGGUUAACUCUUGAAGAAAGCAAAGAGGCCAACACCGCAACACGCGAAGCAGCGCACAGGAUCUCAAGAGGCCUUCACAACAAGGGCCACACGGUUGCGCGUAAACUUAACUCAGAUGGUCGAGUUGAUACAACGCAGACCUUGCACAACUUAAACGAAGAUGAAUUAGCUGCUUUUGAGCAGUCUUGGAGUGGUAAUGCUAGAAUGCAACUACCUGGUUCCUUUGGCAGUAACUACAGAGAGCAACCAAUGUUGCUUCCGUCAACUGAUCCAAUCCCUUCUCGUGCAAGAGCAGGGUCUUUCAGAAGAACAAAAGCUGCAACUCAUGUAAGAGGACAUGGCAGAAACUAAUCUUAAGGCUUUAGUCAAUGUGACCAAACACUAUUUAUUCACUUUACUUAGGUUGUUACUGUGUGACAUGUUUUGAGGGAUAUGCAACUUUAUUAGCCUCUUCUCAGCCAGUGACCAUUAUAAUCAUCAAGUUGAGAGUAUCAUUCUCAUAA
This is a messenger RNA of Brassica oleracea var. oleracea, 1117 nucleotides long. RefSeq lists its product as uncharacterized. NCBI's taxonomy places the organism in Eukaryota, Viridiplantae, Streptophyta, Magnoliopsida, Brassicales, Brassicaceae. The record is from RefSeq and is a predicted model, not a curated record. The transcript is spliced from 6 exons. Bases 84 to 965 code for a protein of 293 amino acids.